Messenger RNA from Ogataea angusta, 2040 nucleotides. RefSeq lists its product as uncharacterized. Bases 1 to 2040 code for a protein of 679 amino acids. The record is from RefSeq and is a predicted model, not a curated record. The transcript has a single exon. NCBI's taxonomy places the organism in Eukaryota, Fungi, Ascomycota, Pichiomycetes, Pichiales, Pichiaceae.
AUGAGUGAACCUAGUACUGGCUCUUACCAACACGUGCACCCGGCAACAAGUUUGCUGUCUGCCUCCAACCAGGCUCUUCCCAACCACAAAUCGAUGGUAGAAAACGACUUUGCACACUCAAGACUCGCAGAGUUCAGCACCGGCUCGCUUCUGGAUCCCGAGUUUGACAGCAAAAAACGGCUGGAGAUCGCCUUCUCGUUUAUGGUUCUCGGACGGAAAAAAGCAGCAGCCAGAGAACUGGCAAACGUGGUCAAGCUGGGGACUGUUUUGGAGAAGUCCCAGUUUCUGCGCCAGGUUGGCGAUAUUUUCAUGAACUUUGGCGAAACAGAGACCGCGUACCAGUGUUACAGAGAAGGCCUUCUCCACAGCAAGAUUUCCAAGGACGUUGACAUCACUUUGGUGACGUACCUUAAAUCGAAGAUGGCCGACUUUGAGAACGACCACACCGACUCGUCCAGCUCUGUGGGGUCGAUCAUCCGGUCUAAAGAGAAAACGUUCCGGUCUUUGAUCUCUGAGUUGUCUGUGCACGAAAAAUGCAGACAGGAAGUGGACGAGCUCGCACAGAUGGUGGCUGAUCCGCGUAUGGAGCAGAGAUGUCCCUUUGUGAAGAACUUGGUGGAGAACUUUGCUGCGGCCAGCGUGCUGGAGUCGCAGCUAGACGCGUUUGAGUUCAAUGAGAGUCAGGACACAUCGAUGGGCGAGUUUCUAAAUCUUUUGAUGCUGGAGCUGUUCAAAUUCCCCGAUCUUUCUCUCUACAAAAACAUUUUUAGCUCGGCGCGGCUGGAGCAGGUUUUGACAUAUCUCGGGCUCGCGGCGCCGGAUUUUGAGCUGCCGGCGAAUUUCCAGCACCUGCUCUCCAUCCUACGCGACAGCUACGAGGUGAAGGAGCCAAUGUCGAAGGUGAUGGAAAGUCUGGAGUUUGAGCUCAAAAAAACGCUGCUUCGAGGUUGCAAACAGUAUGUGGAAAAAAAUUACGAGGCCUCUCAGGAGACUUUCACCAGAGUGGUGAUUGUGUGCGACCUAUUGUCUAAGCUCUGUUGCAUGACGGGCUUCAAAGGCUCCGACAAACACGCUCUGGCAGAGCUCGACCAAGAGUGUCGCGAAAGACUGCGCAAGGUGAGCACCAUCUCCGGAAUUUAUUCGUCUCUCCACGCUGCGCAGAGUUUUAUUAGACGUCAAGACUCGUCGUUUGACGACCUCGCCACCAAAAGUGUCGAGCUGAUGGCCCUCCUGCAAAACCUCAACAAGUACUACCUGACAGCAAGAUACUCCAGAUUACCCAUCAAGUACGACUGGAUCCAUCUGGCACUCGGAAAGCUAAACGAGUGGCUGGCCAUCUGUAAAAGCCGCCAGUUCAGAAGAGACUCGAACUCUCACCACGACCUCAAGAAACUGGACGACACGCAUCUGGAGUGUAUGCUGAGCCACUACAUCCGCGCACUCAACCUCAAGCUUCCAGACGACCCGUGCAUCGUCACGCUGUACGACAAAAUUAUUUGGGGAGUGCUGAUGCAUGGUGGCUACCAUAUCCAGACCCUCUGGAUCCUCAAAUUUUUUCGGGACUGCUGUGUGCUCUACAGCGACACCUGUCUGCUCAGCUACGAGGAGGCGUCGUCGUACAACAGCGACGUGUUCAAGCUGCGGGACUACCAGGACGCCAACGUCCAGAUCGUGGUGAACAAGCUGUACGAGCAACGCAAGCAGCUGAGCAAGAAACAGGGGUCGAUUUUCGUGUCCUCGAGCGCAAAGUUCAUCCUGCCGCAGUUUUUCUACACGAGUUUCGGCGAGCUGGUCGCGUCCCAGGAGUACACCGUCACGCCGGCCGUGUCGCUGAAGCAGAACUUCAAGUUUUCCGGCGGCGUCAUGAAAGGCAUCCUCAAGGCCGACCCGGGAGCUGUGGAGUCCUGCAACAGCAUCAGCGAGCAGCUCCUGGAGGACUGGUCCAAGGGCAACUGGACGCGCCGCAACCUUGUGUCCGAGCAGAUUCUGCGUAAUUUCUUCGACUCCUACUACGACGGCAGCAAAUUGAAUGCGUUCUAA